Ichthyophthirius multifiliis is the source of this 1410-nucleotide messenger RNA. RefSeq lists its product as hypothetical. The transcript has 2 exons. Gene Ontology annotation, molecular function: monoacylglycerol lipase activity; short-chain carboxylesterase activity. The record is from RefSeq and is a predicted model, not a curated record. NCBI's taxonomy places the organism in Eukaryota, Ciliophora, Oligohymenophorea, Hymenostomatida.
AUGCUAAAUAACUUUAAAUAAAACAUAAAAACUACUACUUAGAAACUCAAAGUACUGUCAGAUUUGCCUUAAAUCUAAUUAAAAUAUUAAAAAACUUUAUAAAACACAUAAAUAUCCUAAAAACUGACUUUAUUAACUGAUAAUAAAUAUCGUCCUUCUCCAUUUUUAUCCCAUUCUUUUCUAUAAAGUCUUUUUAAUGUUCGUUACAGUCGAAAUUUGAUAAUAAAUUAUAAAAGAGAAUAUAUAAAAUUAUCUGACGGGGGUUAAAUAUCAUUAGAUUGGGCAAAUCCGAUUAAUAAUUAAAACCAUUAAGAAUAUGAGCCAUCUCCUGAUACUAAAAUUUUAUUUAUUAUACAUGGUUUAACAGGUGGUUCCAAUAUGAAUUAUAUAAAAUCCAUUGUUUAAGAAGGAUAAAAAUAAGCAUUUAGGUGCGUAGCAUUUAAUUCUAGAGGAGUUAAUACUGAAUUAAGCACUCCUUACCCUUUUAAUGGUAUUUGUUUGAAAGAUUUAGAUUAUUCGAUGAAUUUAGUGCAUUAAAGAUACCCAAAAGCUGAUAUUUUUGCAGUUGGGGCUAGUUAUGGGGCUAAUAUGUUAAUUAGAUGGGCUGGAAAUGUUAAAGGAAGUAAUUUUUUGAAAGGUAUAGUGGGUUUAUCUACUCCUUUUUGUAUAAAAUAAUGCAUUUAAUCAAUGGGUUAUAUAUAUGAAGGAUUUUUUGUUUAAUUAAUGAAAAAUAAUUGUAUAAAUCCUCAUAAAGAAAUUUUAGAAAAAUUAAAAAAUUCACAUGGAAUAUGUUUAAAUAAAUUGCAAAAAACGCGCACUAUAAAAGAAUUUCAUAGUGAAUUUACAGUUAAACUAUAUGGAUUUAAUUCGGUAGAUGAGUAUUUUAAUUUAUCAGAUAUAACAAAUACACAUACUUAAAAUAUAUAAGUUCCAACUUUAUUAAUGCAUUCGAAAGAUGACCCUAUUGUUACUUAUAAGUGUGUACCUUAAGAAUAAUUAUUAGAAAAUAAAAAUAUUAUUUAAGUUGAAACUAGUCAUGGGGCACAUGUUUGCUGGUAUUAUGGAAAAUAACCAAAAAGAGUAUAUAAUUAUAUAUAUAUAUAUUUAUAUAUAUUUUUUCAUUUAUUUUAAAAAAGUGGUAUCCUAAACCUGUAAUUUAAUAUUUUAAUGUUAUUAUAUAGUAAUAAUAAUAAUAAUAAUAAGAAUUAUUUUAAUAAAAUAAAAAUUAUUUCAAAUAAUGAUUAUUUUUAUUUGUAUAAUAAAAAUUAAAUAGAGUAAAGGUUUAUUAUUUUUAUUAUAAGAAUAUAUAUUAAAUGUAAAUAAUUAAUAUUUAUUUUUGUUUAUAUUUUAAUAAUUAUCUAAUUUUUAUGUAAUCAUAAAACCUAAUUUUUUAAUAUAUAAAUAUAAUGA